Messenger RNA from Phodopus roborovskii (desert hamster), 1002 nucleotides. It is a transcript of the gene Polr1h, whose product is annotated as RNA polymerase I subunit H. The record is from RefSeq and is a predicted model, not a curated record. Gene Ontology annotation, biological process: termination of RNA polymerase I transcription; DNA-templated transcription. Gene Ontology annotation, molecular function: nucleic acid binding; zinc ion binding; DNA-directed RNA polymerase activity. Lineage: Eukaryota; Metazoa; Chordata; Mammalia; Rodentia; Cricetidae. The transcript is spliced from 5 exons. Gene Ontology annotation, cellular component: RNA polymerase I complex. Bases 16 to 621 code for a protein of 201 amino acids.
AGUGCGCCAUUAAUUAUGACGUCACGACCCAACGGCCGCCCUACGCGAGGACGCUCUAGCACGCCAGGCGCACUCGCUGCCCCGCGAUCGGCCGCUCUAGCCCGCCGCUGGGAUCUGAGCUCUUGUCGCUUUCCGCCUGCGUCCCGCCCGCCGCACAAGGUUCCCCACAGGCUGAGGUUCCCGACCUCUAGCCCUGCAGACUCAGCUGUCGGAGGACCCGGUGGGAGGUGGACUCAGCUUUCAUCUGCCAUGGAGCUGGCCAGCCCCGUCUCCAACUUUCAGUCAGACUUAGAUUUCUGCCCAGAUUGCGGCUCGGUCCUGCCGCUGCCUGGAACUCAGGAUACUGUCAUCUGCCCUCGCUGUGGCUUCUCCAUAGACGUGCGAGAUUUCGAAGGGAAAGUUGUGAAGACCUCAGUUGUGUUCCACAAACUGGGGGCGGCUAUACCUACGUCUGUGGAUGAAGGACCUGAAUCCCAGGGACCAGUGGUUGACAGGCGAUGUCCUCGAUGUGGUCACGAGGGAAUGGCAUACCACACGAGACAGAUGCGUUCAGCUGAUGAAGGGCAGACUGUCUUCUAUACCUGUAUUAACUGCAAGUUUCAGGAAAAGGAAGAUUCUUGACCUUUUUUCCCUCCCUGGCAACUCGGCAACAAUACUAUUCCUUUUGGAAGGUGAAGAUAUUGGUCCUUUGAUGCCUUCUCCUUCCACUCUGGACACUUUGUUCCCCUCUGGUGCUUUGCUUUGUUUUCAGGAUAAGGUAUCACCCCCAGAGCACUCCUUCCCCUAGUUGAAUUUACUAAAGUUACAUUUUAUAAGAAACCUUGGCAUUGUGUGUUAUUUGUAAUCUUAUUCUGGCCAGGCUGGUGGCUUAAGCACCAUGAUCCCAGAACUUCACCGGAGGAGGCAAGAAGGUUUCAAGCUUGAGGAAAGGGAACUAUAUAAUGAAUUCAAAGCCAGCCAAAGCUACUAACAAGAUGCCUAAAAACCAAAAAUAACAAUAAU